AUGAACGCUGAAUGGGACGAUGAAGAAGAAGACCCGACGUACACAGGGGAAAGCACAGUAUUCAGUAGAUUGCACCCAGAUCAUGAAGCAUACAAACCGCCCAAGCGCGCAGGGUACAACCCAAAAGCAGAACAUGAUUACACCUUGAGCUAUCGUCCAGACGACAUGGCUGAAAAUUCAAAAUUCGUCAGAGAAAUCGCAACAGCCGCUAUUGACAAAAUGAAAUUGCCACACAACGUGGGCAAAUACAACGGCUUGACAGACCUAGAUGAUCAUCUCCAAGUUUUUAAUGGCGCGGGAGCAACAGGAGGAUGGAAUUUACCAACUUGGUGCCAUCUCUUCGCUCAAACAUUUGUCGGGGCAGCACGCAUUUGGUUCGACAGCCUGCCAGCAGGAAGGAUCAAAUCAUGGACCGACUUUCGAGAGAAGUUCCUCGUGCACUUCUCUCAGCAGCGCAGACACACCAGAGAUCCAGCUGAUUGUUUGAACAUAUGGCGCAAGGACCACGAAAGCGUGGAAGAUUUCAUCACCAGAUACAACAAAGAAUGUCUGGAAAUUGGGGAUGUAGGCGAAAAGAUGAUGCGCGCGCACUUCAUGAAGGCAGUCAAAUGCGACGAUCUAAUCAAGCGAGUAAAGGGAAGAGACGGAGGACCCAAAGAUUGGGAAACCUUCAUUGAAGCAGCCAAGACCAUUGCGCAAACAGACAAACAGUUGACUGGUGAUGAUCACCGUCAGCGCGGAUAUAACCACAAUGACCGGCACAACAAAAAGGGCAGAAGCCAACCAUGGAAAGCGUCCGGUCAUAGAGAAAGAAGCCCAGCAAGGGAGGAUGCGCGCCACACAAUCAAUCAGAUAGCCCACCGGAAAGAGGUAAAAAGAGAAAACAGGGAGAAACAGUGGACACCACUAACGAAGACCCCUUCCAAGGUUUUGGUCACCGAGAAUCACCAGUUCAAACCACCCCUACAAAUGCGAAACAAGAGGGGUCAAGAUCCCAAUCUUUUCUGUGAAUUUCACAAAGACACAGGCCACUUAACUGACGACUGCUUCAGCUUAAAGCAAGAAAUAGAAAGGGCCUUGAGAGAUGGAAAGCUCACUCAUUUGGUAAAAGGUGGAAAGCGCGACUACCGCCAAAUUCAAAGAAGGGAAGAAGGGCCAGAUAACAAAAAAACUCCGUAA
Molecule: messenger RNA, 1179 nt
Organism: Helianthus annuus (common sunflower)
Lineage: Eukaryota; Viridiplantae; Streptophyta; Magnoliopsida; Asterales; Asteraceae
Exons: 1
Coding region: 1-1179 (392 amino acids)
Source: RefSeq, a predicted model, not a curated record